Molecule: messenger RNA, 2487 nt
Organism: Arvicola amphibius (Eurasian water vole)
Lineage: Eukaryota; Metazoa; Chordata; Mammalia; Rodentia; Cricetidae
Product: proteinase-activated receptor 1-like
Exons: 2
Coding region: 194-1189 (331 amino acids)
Biological process (GO): G protein-coupled receptor signaling pathway
Cellular component (GO): membrane
Molecular function (GO): G protein-coupled receptor activity
Source: RefSeq, a predicted model, not a curated record
GACACUGGGGAAGUGGCCCUCAGAUCUGAUGGCUCAGGGAACUUGGUUCCAACGGCUAGGCGCCGGCCAUUGGAAAUUCUUCCUAGGACUCGCUGCUGUUUCCAACGCCUCUUCCUGGAAAGCGCAACUCACUGCUGGUUGGACGCGCAGAAAGGCUCUCUGGUGGUGAGGAGCCAAGUCAGCCCCGAAGACCAUGAACUUAUCCUUUGAACACUGCAACAUAUCUGACUGGUUGAGACUGGAGGCCACGGUGAAGGCCUCUGUGUACGUGGUGGCUUUCUCCAUUGCCACAUCCAUCACCGUUGUCAUUAUCGCAAUAGUGUCACAGGAUCUGCAGCUGAGGAAAGAGGUCCGACUGGUCCUCCUCUGUCAUCACCUGCUGUGCAUCUCUUCCUACUGUGGCCUGGGGGUUGUCUUCCAAGGAAUGCGGGCCUUGAUGGCCAACAGCCCCCUGCUGCUGUGCUGGCUGGUAUUUGGGGCACAGCUAAGCGUGGGAGAAGGGAUCCUCCUUACUCUGGCCUUGAUGGCGCUCAACACUUACCUGGCCAUUUGUUAUCCCCUGAACUCUCCAUCCUUUGUAGAGUCUGCUAAGUACAGGAUUCUGGCUGGGACCUGGACCGCUGUUCUACUCAAGAAUGUUGGCUUAUUCCUCCUAGAGGCCACUAGCCCUCCUCCAGCCUCUGUUUUCCAGUCUGCCCCGCUCUGUCCUGUCAUCUUGAACGGUAUGCCUGCCAGAGUCAUCGGCAUGCUUUUCCUUGCCCUUCCUUUAUCUGUCAUCCUUGUGUGUUACUGUCUGAUAUACCGAGAAGGGAGGCGGGCUGGCCAUUUUAACAGAUCAAACAUCAGGGCCAGGAGAACUGUCCUUGUUCAUCUACUGCAGAUAAGCUUACACGUCAUCCCCACGCUGCUGGUCAUAGGUUUGGGAAAGCGGUGUGGGGUGUUUUUCUUUACUCUAAAUCUGGUGCUUUUUGGUAUCUUUGCAUUUGCACAGUGUUUCAACCCUCUGGUGUACGGGCUAUGCAGCAGAGACCUGCAGAAAAAACUGUACUCUUGGCUGUGCUGUCAGAAGAACCAGCAGGGGGCUGGCUUAAACAACGAUUUAGCUCUUCCUAGUAACUCCAGACUUAAUAGGGGUGUGAAGGCUGAGGACUUGCCUUGCAUUCAGUCCCAAACUGUUGCCGUGCUUUGAUUUUGAAAGCAGUGAGACUUCUCGACUGCACGUUGGUGAGGUCAGCUAGUGCCUUUGACACUAAACCCAGAUGAGCACUUUCUGAUGAGUCUGAGUAUGACAGCCGAAAGGGCCGAAUCUAGGAGUCACAUGAUAAUGGAGUCAUUGGAAAGGCUGGGGGAAACAGAAGUCAGGGUCCUGCGGACUCGUGUCAUGUCAAGGUAGGCCAAGAGCCCAAAAACCGUAUGCUCUGGGCACUCACAUCUUGACAACUUUGUUCUGUCAGUAGAAAGAGCAACAAGAUGGCUUCUACCCACAUGCUCUCCUGUAAUUGGUGGCACCUAAUUGGCUAUGGAGACCCUAAAAGCAAAGGAGUCUGGGAAAUGUAGUUUCUAGUUUUACUGAUUUGGCAGUAGAAGUUACCUCCCAAGGAGUGAGAACUGAAUGAGCCAAUUUAUGGGCCCCUUUCUUACUACAUUUAGUUUUAUUUACAGAUUAUAAUGAUAACAGAAACAAACAAAAGACACUAUUGGGCAUUACGUUUCACCCACUAUACAAGCCAUUUUAUACUAUGUCAGAGCCUCACAAAAAUUUGUAAUAUAGACAUAAUUACUCUUGAUUUACAAACGAGAACAAUGGAGGUUGAGGAAAGAUUUACCUAAGCCUCAGAGGUUCUAAAUCUCGCAAUUUACAUAACAUUUUCUGCAUUUGUUUGGUACAGGGUAAUCAUUUUUCUUAAAAAAAUUAAAAAAAAAUUAGUGUGUGUGUGUGUGUGUGUGUGUGUGUGUGUGUAGGUCAAGGACAACUAUUAGAACUUGGUUCUCUCUUCCACUUUUGCAUAGGUUCCUUUAUGUGGUCAUCAGGAUUUCGAGGCAAAUACUAUCUUGGCUGAGCUAUCUUGCCAACCCAACUUUUUCAUUUUUGAGAGCCCAUACUAAUUGCUUGAGAAAGCCAGGCCUUGACUCUCCACUUUGCUUUGGGUCUGGAAUCCUGCUAUGGAGGAGAUCUUCUUUCUUAUCUGUCACUUUAUCCAGCACAUUUCCUUCUUAUCCAUCACAUCAACAACGUUCUAUUGUUCUGAGGCCAUCCUUAUUUCAUACUCCAGAGCUUCUGUGCCGUGUAUAUACUCUUCUUUGGUUUCAAGUGCUCCUCUUCCCUCCUCCAUCCUCUCCUCUCAAGUUUGAGAGAUAGAGUACUUGAACAUGCUAGGCAGAUGCUAUUCUACUGAGAUACAGUACUCCAGUCCUCAGUUGCUUGUCUCCUCUUUAGGUAUUUUGACUAAGUUUGCCCCUUUUCCUAGUUCAAGUGCUAAGAAACAA